AUGUCGGACUUCUACGUUCGCUACUACACGGGGCACCAGGGUCGACACGGACACGAGUUUCUCGAGUUCGAAUACUCGCGUGGCCGUCUGCGCUAUGCCAACAACUCGAACUACCGCAACGACAGCCUCAUCCGCAAAGAGAUGUGGAUCUCGCCAACCAUGAUUGCUGAACUGCGGCGCAUCGUAGAGGAUAGCGAGAUCAUGCGCGAAGACGACGCCAAAUGGCCCAAGAAAAACUCGACCGGUCGCCAGGAACUCGAAGUGCGUCUGGGCAACGACCACAUUUCGUUCGAAACCGCCAAGAUCGGAUCGCUCGUCGAUGUGCAGGACAGCGAGGACCCAGAAGGCCUGCGUGUCAUGUACUACCUCGUCCAGGAUCUCAAGUGCCUCAUCUUCAGCCUCAUCUCGCUGCAUUUCAAGAUCAAGCCGAUAGCCUAG
Molecule: messenger RNA, 438 nt
Organism: Moesziomyces antarcticus
Lineage: Eukaryota; Fungi; Basidiomycota; Ustilaginomycetes; Ustilaginales; Ustilaginaceae
Product: mago nashi
Exons: 5
Coding region: 1-438 (145 amino acids)
Biological process (GO): RNA splicing
Cellular component (GO): exon-exon junction complex; nucleus
Source: RefSeq, a predicted model, not a curated record